UCCCCCGCACUCCAUCCAUCGCCUCGCCGCCGUUGCCCGCAACCCCCUGUCGACCCAAUCUCAAUCUCACAUCACCUUCCCCGACGGGACGGGACCCGGCGCCUCGUCCUCUCCACAUCUUACGCCCGCCCGCCCGAGUCUUCUUCGCCGCCAAAAGGAAAAGAUGCUCUACAAUAUCCACUGCCGUGCCCAAAUCCAAGCCCUGCAGGCCCUCUUCGAUGAGCUGGGCCACUCCAAUGACUUAAUGCUUGUGAAUCUUGUCUCUCUAGAGUUGGUGCGCAUAGCGUGCGAGUCGUAUGCACUCCUCCGCCCGCUGAUCAAGGAGUAUGUGUUCUGGGCAUGCCCGGAGCUGGAAAACCUCUCGGUCAUGGCAUGCUUGUCGCUGGAAAUCCAAAUGCUCGAGCAUGAUGUGUUACCCCAGCUCAAGGUUCAGGAAGCCAAGCUGGAACAGGGCGCCCUGGAAGCCCUCCUACUCAUGAAGAACUCAGCAAUUUUGCUCUUAGAUCUGAGGAAGCGCUUUAUGUUAGCCUUGGGCGUAUUGCUUGCCGAGGACGAUCUGGUCUUAGCCCGAGUCAAAAAGCUGAGCAUAAUGCUAAAGGAUACUGCUGAUGAUGUACUCGAAGGUAAUGGUAACAUUGCCUGGCUUGAGGAGCGUGUCCCGUUGCUGGUCCAGCUGGUCACCAAUGUGUUGGAGACCCCGUGCAUCAUUGGUUACGACUCCAGCUCGCGCGCCCUCCGUGGAUCAGGCAUCAACGGUCGCAGUUCUGAGGACGCCACCUCCUCUGGUGCUCUGCAACCAUCUUCCCCACUAAGGUGUGCGUGGUGAGCUGGGCGCUAGUCAUGGAUGGGGAUGUUGCUAUCGCUAGGGGCCGCACCGUGGGGUCUCGUCUUUGGUAUAUCGACCACCAGCUCCGAUAGCUGCACGUUCCACAGGCUACAGCAGCUCGGCAUGAUGCUGUGCGGCGCUUAGCUUCUACAUCACAGCCUCCCUCCCUGAGCAUCUCCAUCCUUUGCACUUCUCUCUUCGAGCACUUCAUACACCCUUGCAGGCUUCACCCUGAACAAAUUCUGCCUUUUGCAGCCCCCCUGUUGCACACCUUGGAAUGGUGCUUGUGCCUUUUACAGCCCCUAAGACUGCAGAUUUUAGGAUGCCAAGAUGCAGACUAUGUACAGUCGAACAGAGAAACAAGAUAUGUGCCAUGUAUAGAGAAGAAUGUGCAAACCUAUGUUUUUCCUAGGGGCUAGAUAUACAGGUUGUGCUUUAAAAAAAACUGCGGAUGAAAAUUUGCUUUUUUCUGAAUGCAUGUCUUUUUUAUGAACAUAUACAUGCAGUACCUAAAAGCAUUUUUCUGAGACAGAUUUGCCUUUUGUUCCUAUAA
This is a messenger RNA of Triticum dicoccoides, 1379 nucleotides long. RefSeq lists its product as uncharacterized. The record is from RefSeq and is a predicted model, not a curated record. Lineage: Eukaryota; Viridiplantae; Streptophyta; Magnoliopsida; Poales; Poaceae. Bases 164 to 826 code for a protein of 220 amino acids. The transcript is spliced from 6 exons.